Molecule: messenger RNA, 2874 nt
Organism: Arabidopsis arenosa
Lineage: Eukaryota; Viridiplantae; Streptophyta; Magnoliopsida; Brassicales; Brassicaceae
Source: the annotation of a GenBank genome assembly
CGGAGACAUCAUCACCAAAGAAAAAAACUAAAAAUGCUUAACUAUGUGAUUAUUCUUCCUUUAGCACUCUUUCUCUUGGCUUACAAAUUCUUCUUUACCUCCAAAAGGCAGCGUUACCAUCUCCCUCCCUCUCCAUCUUACUCUCUCCCAGUCCUCGGUCACCACCUCCUCAUCAAACCGCCCGUUCACCGUCUCUUCCACCGCCUCUCCAAUAUCCAUGGCCCAAUCUUCUACCUCCGGCUUGGUUCCCGCCGUGCCGUCGUCAUCUCUUCCUCCUCACUGGCAAGAGAAUGCUUCACAGGUCAAAACGACGUUGCUGUAUCAAACCGCCCUCGUUUCCUAACCUCUAAAUACAUCGCUUACAACUACACAACCAUCGCAACCACAUCUUACGGUGACCACUGGCGUAACCUCCGCCGCAUUUGCUCCCUCGAAAUCGUCUCCUCAAAACGUCUAGCCAAUUUUCUCCACAUCCGCAAAGAGGAGAUCCAACGCAUGCUCACGAGGCUCUCACGUGACGCCCGUGUCGGCAACGAGGUCGAGCUCGAGUCAGUCUUAUACGACCUAACGUUCAACAAUAUCGUGAGGAUGGUUACAGGGAAGAUAUAUUAUGGCGACGAUGUCAGCGACAAAGAAGAAGCAGAGCUGUUCAAGAAGCUUUUCACGUUCAUCACCACUAAUAGUGGCGCGAGGCAUCCUGGAGAAUACUUGCCAUUCAUGAAGAUAUUCGGUGGGAGCUUCGAGAAGGAGGUGAAAGCUGCUGCAAAAGUCAUCGAUGAGAUGUUGCAGCGUUUGCUUGACGAGUGCAAGAGUGAUAAAGACGGUAACACUAUGGUUAAUCACUUGCUCUCUUUGCAACAAGAUGACCCUGAGUACUACACUGACAUCAUUAUCAAAGGCCUAAUGCUGACUUGUUCUUCUUCUUCUCCUCGAUUAACACCAAAAUCCAUCGCCGGAGCUGGAGACGAUGCUUCUCAAUUCUUCCAUCACAAGACAAGUUACAGAGCACACACAACCACUCUCUUCUUCAUCCUCGUUUCUCUCUCCCUCUUCGGUUUCUUCUCUCUCUAUUGUUCCCCAAACACGAUUUAUCGAGCUGCCUUCUUCGCCACGACACGCCCCGCUAAAUCAAGAAUCGUUAGUUACGUGAUCAACACUCAAGAUUCAAGCCAUCAUCAAUUAUCCAACGGUUCUCGUAGGAUCAGAGCCGAAGCUGUUCUUUGGCCAGGAUGGGAGAUUCUGGUGAUCGUUUCACCGGAGGAAAAACUUAUGCCGCCGCAGCUUCCAGGAGAGAAUUACACAUGUUUUUACCCUAACGGAGAGAAAUCCACGGCGAGAUUCGCCGCGAUUCUGCCUUUCUCGAACCGUACAUCAUUCAGAUGCAGUCUUCCCGGAAUUUAUCGCCACCACCAUCCGAUUCCGACUCCGAUCCUCGCUUCUUCGAAAAGGUUCCAACUUUCGCCGGAAACACGUUGGCCUGAUCUACCUCUAUGGAAUUUCGUAGUUUUCGAAGCUAUUUCCACGGAAAACGACGUCGUUCUCUUCGUCAAGGGACCCAAUCGUGGAUUAGGUUCCAAUAAACCACCGGAGUCGUUUCGAUGUGUGUUUGGCGAGGAAUCCGAUACGGCCAUCAGAACCGCCGUGACGAGUUCCGUGCAAGAAGUAUUCCGAUGUUCAUUACCGAACAUGACGAUCGAUACGCCGAUCAAAAUAUACCUCGAGGCAGUAGCAACCGAUAAAGAGGAGACAAAGACCGUCCCGUCUGUGGCGUACUAUAGCCCCAAGCGCACGUUAGCGGAGCCAAGUGAGAAAGCGCUAUUGUGCGCGACGACAAUGGUGUACAAUGUAGCAAAGUAUCUGAGAGAGUGGGUGAUGUAUCACGCGGCGAUCGGAAUACAGAGAUUCAUCAUAUACGAUAACGGUAGCGACGACGAGUUAAACGACGUCGUUGAAGUGCUUAAUGGUGAAAAAUAUGACGUCAUCAAAGUUUUAUGGAUCUGGCCCAAGACCCAAGAAGCUGGGUUCUCCCACGCGGCGGUGUAUGGUAACGAUACAUGCACCUGGAUGAUGUAUCUCGAUGUAGACGAGUUUCUCUUCUCUCCGGCUUGGGAUAAACAAUCACAACCAUCAGAUGGGAUGAUUAGGUCUCUUCUACCGUCAGAUCAAAGCAUGAUCGGACAAGUGUCGUUUAAAUCACACGAGUUUGGACCGUCUAAUCAGACAAAGCAUCCACGUGAAGGUGUGACACAAGGUUACACGUGUCGACGAGAGGAAGAUCAACGGCACAAGUCGAUCGUGCGGCUGAGCGUGGUGGAGCAUUCUCUUUACACGGCGAUCCACCACUUCGGUUUAAAGGGAGAGUACGAGUGGCGCGUGGCGGACACGGAAGAGGGGGUGGUGAACCAUUACAAGUACCAAGCAUGGCGGGAGUUCAAGGCCAAGUUCAAACGGCGCGUGUCAGCUUACGUGGUGGAUUGGACUAGAGUUUCUAAUCCUAAGUCGAGAGAUCGAACUCCUGGGCUGGGCUUUAAGCCCGUUGAGCCGGACGGAUGGGCCUACAAGUUUUGUGAAGUCAUGGAUUUGAGGUUGAAGAGGUUAACCAGAAAAUGGUUCGGGUACCCGGUUAAAAACGGUUAUAGAAUGGCAUGGCAGAGAUAAGAUUGUAUUAGAGUACCGAUUGGUUAUUGUGUUAAUAGCAUAGUUCUUUUGGUGACAGAUUUUUUCUGUUUUUGUAACCAAGAUUUGAAGUUUUUGGUUAGGUGAAAGUACAGAAACUAAAAAUACUUUGAAACGUAAGUAGAGUUAUUUUAAGUCUAGUAGACUUAGUAGUCUCAAUGCCAUCUUGAAUCUCAUGAAUAAAUUCGGAUACAACAA